Aplosporella prunicola CBS 121167 is the source of this 4070-nucleotide messenger RNA. RefSeq lists its product as uncharacterized. NCBI's taxonomy places the organism in Eukaryota, Fungi, Ascomycota, Dothideomycetes, Botryosphaeriales, Aplosporellaceae. Bases 173 to 3988 code for a protein of 1271 amino acids. Gene Ontology annotation, cellular component: membrane. The record is from RefSeq and is a predicted model, not a curated record. The transcript is spliced from 2 exons. Gene Ontology annotation, molecular function: lipid carrier activity.
CAACCGACAACACCGCCACAGCAACUCUCCUUAUAUCCACAACCCGUCGUCUGUUACCACCCAAACGCCCUAUAUCGCCGUCGCGCACCUUCUGACCGGAUCCUACUAUCGCUGAUCGACGUCGACGACUCAUCUCGCCUCCCUCCGCCACCUCACCAGGCCACCAAUAGGCAUGAGAAGCAGUCGGGGCGGGUGGCAGCUCAUUGCCGCGCUGCUGCUCGCGCUCCUGACUGCGGUCGCGCUUGGAAAAGACGAUGGCUUGAACCAGAAGCAUGAGAAGGGACGGUGCGCCAUCCGAGGACACUGCGGCAGCCAAGGCUUCUUUGGCCCCCAGCUUCCCUGCCCGGACAACGGCCUGGCUGAGACGCCUGAGGCCGAAGUGCGAAAGAAGUUGGUUAGCAUUUGCGGUGAAUCAUGGGCCGACACUGAUGUCUGCUGCACCGGGGAACAGCUCGAUACGCUGCAGUCUAAUCUCAAGCGCGCCGAGUCCCUCAUUUCGUCAUGCCCGGCGUGCAAGGAGAACUUCUUUAACAUGUUCUGCACUUUUACUUGCUCGCCAGACCAAUCUCUAUUCGUUAACGUCACCGAGACGACGCCGAAAGGCGGUAAAUUGCUCGUGACCGAACUGGACCACCUCGUUUCGGACAAGUAUGGAUCCGGAUUCUACGACAGCUGCAAGGAUGUCAAGGUUGGUGCGACCAACGGAAACGCAAUGGACCUCAUCGGUGGCGGUGCGAAGAACUACACGCGGUUUCUCAAGUUCCUUGGAGACAAGAAGUUCUUGGGAAGCCCAUUCCAGAUGAACUUCCCUCGCCCGAGCUCCGAUUCGUUUCCCGACAUGGAACCGAUGGACAAGACCGUUAGGUUCUGCAAUGAUACCAACGAGGCCUACCGUUGCGCAUGCGUGGAUUGCCCCUCAGUUUGUCCGGAGCUCCCACAGGUGAAAGAAAACUCUCAAUGCCAUGUCGGCUUGCUUCCGUGUCUAUCAUUCGCCGUCAUCAUCGUUUACUCUUCUUUCAUACUGCUCAUCAUCCUUUUCGUAUCCGGUCAUGUCGCUUAUCAGCAGCACAGCCAGCGCAAGCAGGAGCGCUUGCGGCUGCUUCAGGACCUGGAGCCAAGUGAUGAUGAGGAUGAAGGCGAUGUUGUAUUUGCAGGCGGUAUUCUGGAAAUUCCCACGAGGCGCUAUCGCUUGAACUCCUGGUGCGACAAGAUUUUCAGUCGGCUGGGCUAUACGUGCGCACAAUAUCCGGCCAUCACCAUUGUUCUAAGUGUCAUCGUCGUAGGUCUUCUGAGCUUGGGCUGGAUUAGGUUCUCGGUUGAGACGGACCCGGUCCGGCUGUGGGUUGCGCCCAACUCUGCUGCAGCGGAAGAGAAGGCCUUUUUUGAUGACAACUUCGGACCCUUUUACCGCACGGAACAAGCCUUUUUGGUUAAUGAUACAAACCCCUCCGGCCCUGGCCCUGUCCUUAGCUACGAGACUCUUGGAUGGUGGUUCGAUGUUGAGAGCCGCGUCAAGCGCUUGAUGAAGCACGGCAUGACUUUCGACGAUGUUUGCUUCAAGCCCACUGGUGAUGCUUGCGUUGUCCAGUCUGUCACUGGCUACUUCGGCGGAGACUUCUUCAAUGUGGACCCGAAAACCUGGAAGAACGACCUGCGUGCCUGCGCCGAGUCUCCCGUAGACUGCUUACCUGAGUUCCAGCAGCCGCUGAACCCCAAGUUGUUGCUGGGUGGCUGGGAAAAAGACGUGAUCGAUGCAAAGGCCCUGGUGGUCACCUGGGUCGUGAGCAAUCAUGCCGAGGGCACGAAGAAGCUUGAUAGGGCCAUGGCCUGGGAAGACAGCCUGAAGAGCCUCCUUCAGGCGGUUCAGGGCGAGGCAACCGAUCGUGGCUUGCGUCUGUCCUUCAAUACCGAGAUCAGCUUGGAGCAGGAGCUGAACAAGUCCACCAAUACCGAUGCCAAGAUUGUCGUGGUCAGCUACCUCAUCAUGUUCCUAUAUGCUUCGUUGGCACUGGGAUCCACGACCUUGACCGUCAGAUCCAUUCUACACAACCCGGCAAACGCACUUGUGCAGUCCAAGUUUUUGCUUGGCGUGGUUGGCAUUGUCAUCGUGCUGAUGUCUGUUUCUGCAUCUGUUGGAUUGUUCUCGGCUGCCGGUAUCAAGGUUACCUUGAUUAUUGCUGAGGUCAUCCCCUUCCUCGUCCUUGCCGUUGGUGUGGACAACAUCUUCCUGAUUGUUCACGAGUUUGAACGCGUCAACAUUAGCCAUGCAGAAGGCUCUGUCUCGGAGAGGGUUGCGCGUGCUUUGGGGCGGAUGGGACCUAGUAUUCUCCUCUCAGCUACCACGGAGACUGCCGCUUUUGCCCUUGGUGCGGCCGUUAGCAUGCCUGCAGUGCGCAACUUUGCCGCAUACGCUGCCGGUGCCGUUUUUAUCAACGCGCUUUUGCAGGUCACCAUGUUUGUCGCGGUUCUCGCGCUCAACCAGCGCAGGGUCGAGGCCAGCCGCGCGGAUUGCUUCCCUUGCGUCCGUGUCAAGCGUGCCGACCCGGUCAUCGUCAAUGGCGGUGUCGUCUACGGCUCUGAAGAAGAGGGCCCACUCCAGAGGUUCAUCCGCAAGACAUAUGCUCCGGCUUUACUCGGCAAUAAGGCCAAGGCCGCCAUCAUCACCGUCUUCCUUGGCUUCCUCACGGCCGGUUUGGCAUUGCUCCCUACCAUUGAAUUGGGACUUGACCAGCGUAUUGCCAUCCCUAGCGAUUCCUACUUGAUUGCGUAUUUCGAUGAUCUCUACGACUACAUUGGCGUUGGCCCGCCGGUUUAUUUUGUUACUCGUGAGCUCAACGUCACUGAGCGUCAGCACCAGCAGGAGCUCUGUGGUCGCUUUUCAACUUGUCAAGAACUCUCACUGUCCAACACUCUUGAACAGGAGAGGAAGCGGCCAGAGACGUCUUGGAUCGCUGACGCCACUGCUAGCUGGAUUGACGACUACUUCCUCUGGCUCAACCCAUCGCUAGAUGAAUGCUGCGUGGACGGCGGCUUCGGCAACGAGCACGCCUGCUUCGCGGACCGCAGCCCGGCCUGGAACCCCACGCUCAAGGGCAUGCCCGAGGGCGAAGAGUUCCUCCACUACCUGCAACGCUGGAUCGAGGCGCCGACGAGCGCCGAAUGCCCUCUCGCGGGACAAGCGGCAUACGGCAACGCGCUGGUCAUCGACAACACGAGCCUCACGAUACCGGCGUCGCACUUCCGAACCAGCCACACACCGCUGCGCAGCCAGGAGGACUUCAUCUCAGCGUACGCGUCGGCGCGGCGCAUUGCGAACGACAUCCACGCUCGCACGGGCAUCGACGUCUUCCCAUACAGCAAGUUCUACAUCUUCUUCGACCAAUACGCCACCAUUGUGAAGCUCACAACGACGCUGGUGGGCUCAGCCAUCGCCAUCAUCUUCGUGCUGACGUCCGUGCUGCUGGGCUCGCUGCGCACCGGCCUCGUCGUCACGGCCACCGUGACCAUGACCGUCAUCGACAUCGUCGGCACCAUGGCGCUCGCCGGCGUCUCGCUCAACGCCGUCUCCCUCGUCAACAUCGUCAUCUGUGUCGGCAUCAGCGUCGAGUUCUGCGCACAUAUUGCGCGCGCCUUCACGUACCCCUCGCAGGCGCUGCUGGAGCGCGCGCCCCGCGCCAAACUCCGUGCUAAGGAUGCGCGCGCGUGGACCGCGCUCGCGAAUGUUGGUGCCAGCGUGUUUAGCGGUAUUACGGUCACUAAGUUCUUGGGUGUUGCCGUGCUGGCUUGGACCCGUAGCCGCAUCUUCGAGGUCUAUUAUUUUAGGGUGUGGUUGGCUUUGGUGGUUUGGGCGGCACUGCAUGCGUUGGUGUUUUUGCCGGUGGCGCUGAGCGUGUUUGGUGGGAAAGGUUGGUCUCCCUGUCUCUGUUCUUGUUUUUGUGCUUUAUAUUUCCUUUUUUUUUUUCCUCGUAUUGAGAAAGGACCUGACUGACGCGUCUUGUACUGCACAGGCUACAUCGACAACGAAGCCGAAGGCGGCCUCGAGCGCGAUUUGCGUGGUCGUCGCUACCCCG